AUGCCGAAAUCGAAGAGAGCACGAUUGCAUACUGGCCAUGGAAGUGGCAACCAAAAAAAGACUCGUAAAAUGCACACUUUCUCUAAACUCUCGAGUACUAUUCCUUCAGCGUCGUCUUCACCCAAGCAAAAUGUCGGCAAGAAGAACCCUUUGCAUCAACGGCCGAUUAUUCCCUUUAGGAGAAAUGAUCGAAUUCUGUUAGUUGGAGAAGGUGACUUCUCUUUUGCCCGCUCUUUAGUUGACCAACAUUGCUGCAAGAACGUCUUGGCUACAAGCUAUGAUUCUAGGGAAGUAUUAUACAGCAAGUAUCCCCAAGCCGAACAUAAUGUUCGCGAAAUCCUCAGUGGCGCCCCCAAGAGGAAAGACUAUAGUCCGGACUCAAGACUAGAUCAAGACAAACCAAGGCAACGUCGCCGGCCCAACGUCCUCUUUUCAGUCGACGCUCGAAAACUUGGCCACGCUUCUGGGGGAGGGAAAGACGUACGCGUCGGACUCCCUCGCCGGGAACGUAAACGCCCUGCAUGGCAAGAGGCCAAGGAGAGCAGCGGCAUUUCAAUCCUCCCCUCAACCAGAGGAGGACCAUGGGACAUUAUUUGCUUCAACUUCCCCCAUAUUGGAGGCUUGUCUACUAAUGUAAAUCGGCAAGUUCGUGCCAACCAAGAACUUCUGGUUUCCUUCUUCAAAGCUUGCGUACCGCUGCUGUCGUCUCGUCCCGAAAUAAGUGACAAUGUAAACGAGGAAGAGUGGGACUCCAGUACCGAAAGCGGAUCUGACUUAGAUGAGGAGGAUAACGCUGAUAUGCGGGGCUCGCGAAAUGACAUGGCGCAAGAGAACAGAAUUCGGAACGAACCUGGGCAGAUCAUAGUCACACUAUUCGAAAGAGAGCCCUACACCCUUUGGAACAUCAAGGAUCUUGCGCGCCAUGCUGGUCUAAGAGUUGUUACUAGCUUUAGGUUUCCGUGGGCAUCCUACAGAGGGUACUCCCAUGCUCGGACCUUGGGCGAAAUUGAAGCAAAAAACGGAGGAAGGGGUGGUUGGAGAGGGGAAGAUAGGGAGGCUAGAAUGUACGUGUUUGAGCUAAAGGAAGAGCGCAUAGUGCCUACGAUGGAUUUGCAAUCCUCCAAGAGGGAUAAAACUUCGAGGAAUAAGAGAUCAAGAGCAUCGACUAGUGAUGAUAGUGACUGA
This is a messenger RNA of Aspergillus pseudotamarii, 1185 nucleotides long. Its product is annotated as 25S rRNA (uracil2634-N3)-methyltransferase. The transcript has 3 exons. The coding region runs from base 1 to 1185 and encodes 394 amino acids. Lineage: Eukaryota; Fungi; Ascomycota; Eurotiomycetes; Eurotiales; Aspergillaceae. Gene Ontology annotation, cellular component: cytoplasm. Gene Ontology annotation, biological process: rRNA base methylation. The record is from RefSeq and is a predicted model, not a curated record. Gene Ontology annotation, molecular function: rRNA (uridine-N3-)-methyltransferase activity.